Molecule: messenger RNA, 389 nt
Organism: Hibiscus syriacus
Lineage: Eukaryota; Viridiplantae; Streptophyta; Magnoliopsida; Malvales; Malvaceae
Product: peptidyl-tRNA hydrolase 2, mitochondrial-like
Exons: 5
Coding region: 1-357 (118 amino acids)
Cellular component (GO): mitochondrion; cytosol
Molecular function (GO): peptidyl-tRNA hydrolase activity
Source: RefSeq, a predicted model, not a curated record
AUGAGAAGAGGGAGGAAGGGGGGAUACGAGGGAGAGGGACAGGUUUUAGUGGUUAGACAAGACCUUAAGAUGAAAUCAGGGAAGAUUACAUCCCAAUGUGCCCACCGUAACACUGGCAUGUAUGCAGAAUUGAUGUAUAGUGAUCGAUCCCUUCUAAGACAAUGGGAGGAUUGCGGGCAACCCAAAAUUGUUGUUACAUGCAGGAAUCAACAAGAAAUGAAUAAGCUAAGGGAAGCAGCUGAGAAUAUUGGCCUUCCCACUUUUGUUGUUGCUGAUGCUGGAAGAACACAGGUGUUUUUCUUAAUCAAUUCGUGUAAUCUCACAAUUGCUUUACCUGAAUGUAAUGGCAACUUAUAGGUCUAAAGGCAUAUCAGAACCAAUAGACUCGU